This is a messenger RNA of Pyricularia pennisetigena, 396 nucleotides long. RefSeq lists its product as uncharacterized. The transcript has a single exon. The coding region runs from base 1 to 396 and encodes 131 amino acids. The record is from RefSeq and is a predicted model, not a curated record. Lineage: Eukaryota; Fungi; Ascomycota; Sordariomycetes; Magnaporthales; Pyriculariaceae.
AUGCUGGUGACCACAGCGAUCCGCCCCUCCUUUGGCAGGCUUGUUUUGCCUCAUGAAAUGCACCGCAAGUGCCGCACCGUACAUCACACCCUUGAGGUUGACGUCGAUGCACAUAGUGUCUGGGACCGGUGGAAGAAUGUCUACAGGCACAUGGCGCCGGCCGAAGUUGUACUUGGAGUCACGGCCAAGGCCGCCUGUGUUGGCCACAAAGUCGUCCAGACGACCCUAGCGGGACCAGACGACACCAAACGCGACAGCCUGUUAUUCGCACGUGGCUACAUCGCAUUGAACGAGCAUGGCCGUUUCUCUCGAGGGGUCGGGGUCGCGUACGGGAUGCUCAGACUCGGUUAUACGGCGGGCGGCUAUGGCUACCCGGUAGCAUUUUCUAUGCAGUAA